This is a messenger RNA of Argentina anserina (silverweed cinquefoil), 1958 nucleotides long. RefSeq names its product glucan endo-1,3-beta-glucosidase 13-like. The record is from RefSeq and is a predicted model, not a curated record. Gene Ontology annotation, biological process: carbohydrate metabolic process. Gene Ontology annotation, molecular function: hydrolase activity, hydrolyzing O-glycosyl compounds. Gene Ontology annotation, cellular component: plasma membrane. The transcript is spliced from 3 exons. Bases 362 to 1750 code for a protein of 462 amino acids. Lineage: Eukaryota; Viridiplantae; Streptophyta; Magnoliopsida; Rosales; Rosaceae.
CACAAAGUAAUAGAGCCAAUGAUUUGCCAGGGUAGGAGAACCAUAGUUGAAUAAUAUUCAAACUCCAUGAAUCACCCAUCAGAAACUGAAAGAAAACGGCCAUCUUUUUCCGGCCGUUGCGGGUCGUGUACCUUAAUGGAGCUUACCCGCCUAUAUAGGCUCUCCGAUUUUCACUACCGGCACUCCUUUGUGACCCCACGUCUCAAUUUUCCCACUAACCCCACUCCCUCCUCCUCAAUUCCCAUCAUCAUCAUCGUUUCUUUCCACUAUAUAACUACGUCUGCACUCACCGAUCACAAAACAUUGAAACCUCUCACAAGCUCUCUGCUUCUUUAACAAGCUAGAACCAGAGCAAUAGAAAAUGACCUCCUUCAAACUCCCAGUUUUAGCCUCUCUGCUUCUCUCAAUCUUCUCCAUCGCCUUUGCAGCUGAAAAGGGUAGCAUUGGAAUCAACUACGGUAGAAUAGCGAACGAUCUUCCAGCACCAACCAAAGUGGUCGAGCUGCUCAAAUCACAAGGCAUCACCAACGUAAAGCUCUUCGACACCGACGCCGCCGUCCUCACAGCCUUGGCCGACUCAAACAUCAGCGUCGUCGUAUGUCUCCCCAACGAGCUUCUCUCCUCCGUCGCGAACGACCAGUCGUUCGCAGACAAAUGGGUCCAAGCCAACAUCUCCCACUACCACCCGAAAACCAAAAUCGAAGCCAUUGCUGUCGGGAACGAAGUGUUUGCCGACAAGAACAACACCACUGACUUCCUCGUACCCGCCAUCAAGAACAUCUACACUUCCUUAAAUAAGUACAACCUCGACUCCUCCAUAAAACUCUCUACCCCAAUUGCCCUCAGCGCCCUCCAAAAUUCGUACCCGCCUUCCGCCGGGUCUUUCAAACCCGACCUUGUCCAACCCGUCAUCAAACCCCUCCUGGAUUUUCUCCAACAAACCAGAUCGUAUCUCAUGGUUAAUGCCUACCCCUUUUUCGCUUACGCGGCUAACUCCGAUCAGAUCUCCUUGGAUUACGCCCUGUUUAAGCAGAACGCGGGCAACGUUGACUCCGGUAAUGGGCUCCGUUACAUGAGUCUGUUCGAGGCCCAACUCGACGCUGUUUCCGCUGCCAUGUCAGCGAUCGGAACUAAAGACAUGAAGAUGGUGGUGACGGAGACGGGUUGGCCUUCCAACGGAGACGAGAACGAGAUUGGCGCUGGAAAGGAAAAUGCGGCGGCGUAUAACGGCAACUUGGUGCGUAGAGUUUUAACCGGAGGUGGGACGCCGUUAAAGCCACAGGACCCGCUCAACGUCUACUUGUUCGCUCUCUUCAACGAGAACCAGAAGCCGGGGCCGACAUCGGAGAGGAACUACGGGCUCUUCUACCCCGACGAGAAGAAAGUAUACGACAUACCACUUGCCGCGGCGGAGCUCAGCAACGACCAGGCAACUGCGGCAAACGAGAGUAAGGCCCAAGUGAAACCAUCGGGCAACACAUGGUGCGUGGCGAAUGAGAAAGCCGGAGAGGAGAAGCUUCAGGCGGCACUGGACUAUGCUUGCGGAGAAGGAGGAGCGGAUUGCCGUCCGAUUACUGACGGGUCUACGUGUUUCAAUCCAAACACCCUUGAGGCGCACGCUUCGUAUGCGUUCAAUAGCUAUUACCAGAAGAAGGCUCGUGGAACUGGAACCUGCAACUUCGGUGGUGCAGCUUACGUUGUCGCUCAACCUCCGAGUUAUGGAACCUGUGAGUUCCCAACAGGUUACUGAAGGAAGAACGAUGGAGUGAACUAUGGUCAUCGGAGAUAAUUUAGAAUUAGAUUUGGAUUUUUAGAAAAUUAUUCAAUUGAAUUUUGUUGCAUCUUGGUAAUGUUAUUGGUUUACUAUUGCAGGACGAUUAGAUAUGGUUGUUAUCAGUUGGUUUGACUUGUAAUUAUCAUUUCCUAUUUAUAUAGAUUUCUUAUCUCAGUUAUAUAUA